UUUAAUAUUGAAGUUUUAAUAUUGUAAUUUAGGUUCGCAAACGAUUGAUUGGUUGAUCAGUGAUUUAGAUUGAUAAAAGGGCAUACUUCCUUUCGUGGAAAUUGAAGUUAUAUUUGGACAUUACGUAGUUUCAUGUGACCUAAAAUAUACAUUUAGGUCCUAAUCUUCACGUGAAGUACGGAAUUAAAAAAGAAUUUAUAAAUAAAUAUUACUUGACUAUAAAAUGGAGGUUGAAAAGACACAUGAUCCGGAGUCAAAUUUCGAGUUCCUCGUUCUCCAGGUUGAUGAACAAUCCGAAUUUUGUGACGUCACAGUCAUUAGUGGAGAUUGGAAGAAGAGAUUUCAUAGAUGUGUGCUUACAGCAAGUCUACUGUUUCAGACCAUAGUAGACAUACAAAUUGGCAACGCCAAGACAGGCAAUGUUCUUGAGAAACAUGGCAGAAUACAGGAUACCAAACUUGAGAUAAUGAUUGACACGUCCCCUGAUGUUGUGGAGAUGGCAAUUAUGUUCUUGUACGGAAAAGUCCCUGCGUUUACUAUCAGUAAUAUAGGGGACCUUCUGGAAUUAGCAGAAUACCUAAUAAUACCAAGCCUAAAACAUGCCUGCAUAGAUUGGCUGGAACAAAUAGAUUAUUCUAAAGUAAAUUGUAUGCAUGUCAUCAAAUUGUCUACAAAGUUUGAUUUUGAUAUAAAGACUUGCAAAAAAUACAUAGAAAGUCAUAUACCAGAGACGUUUCUCCUUGAUGAGGCAGUUGACCUUUCCUUUGAAACAGUGGAGUACUUUUUCAGGGAUAAAAGAUUUUCGUACGUAGACAUGGACGUAAAGUUGGGAUUUCUUAUAAAAUGGGCGAAUAAGCAUCCUAAAGAGUCGAUGAAAAUAAGUGUCAGUCAAGUAAUAGACACAAUUGAUCUAAAGGAAGUAUCCAUUAAUGUUUUGGAAAAGGCAAAGAAUAAUGCUACUUUUAAUAGUCUGAUCGAUUUAGAAAACAGAGUUUGUCAAUCGAAGCAAGAUUAUUUCAGAAAACGUGUGCUGAUAAUGGCAUCUGGGGAAUCUUAUUUUGCCUGCUUAGAUCUUCAGGAAAGCCGUUGGUAUAGAUUACAUUCUAGAUAUUUCGACAGAUACCGAUAUCGUGAGGAAAUUAUCGGUGUAAGAAAUGAUAACCCUGAAGUGUGUAUGGAGGAAGUUUAUUCUAGUAAAGAUAUUAUGACAACUGUUGACUUAGAAUCUGAUGAGAUACGUACAUAUAGGCUUCAACUAGAACUUGACUAUUUUACAGAUAAAGAUGAAGAUAUUGUCGAUGUAGAGAUCGCUCAUGUUAACUUAAGCAACGAUAUUGUAGUUGCAGUAGUACAAAUAACUGUACAAAUCUUUGUUCAUUGUGAUAUUCACCAAGAUGUACGGGAUAACUUUUCUUCCGGUGACGAAAGGGAAUGUCAAGAUAUUAUAAAUGCCGUCUUGCAGACACAAGUCUGUCGCGAAAUCAGUUCAAACGAGAAUGGGGACUAUGCCUUAUGCGUCGUACAUUUACCAGGAACAAAAGAUAUUGUAGAACCAAGUGCAGGAUCAUCAUCAUCCAGUUACACAAGAAAUGUCACAAGCUUAUUCAUUGGAAACACUUCGGAAGAAGAUGUAGAAACGCAACCAGUGUUUUCUUUUCGGAAUGAAAUUGUAACUCAAAUGUGUAUGAAUAAUCGUUCUGUUUUGGCUAUGCUAACAAAAUCAGACAAUUUCGUUCAUGUGAUACUGUAUGACGUAUUGAAUUAUAAGAUGGACCGCUUAUUAACGUUGCAGAAAAAAGAGUACGAAAUUUGUCCGUCUGACAAUGGCUUUAUUAUCUACAAUGAUACUAACUGUUUCUGUCUGACAAAACUAUCAAUACCAUUCUUCUCUAAGACUUAUAAGAUUGAAACAUUAAGACUGGAAAAUGGAGUAGGUUGGUUUAUCAAGUAUCGCUAUCAAUGUGGACUGUGGAUAAGAAUAUUACGCAGAAGCUUGAACGAUGAUCUUGAACUCCAAUGUGUAUCGCAUGAAGAACUGGCUAUGAGUCAUUCUUCACAGGAUGUAAAUUGGAAAAAUAUGCCUAUUCCUGAAGACAACACACUUUUUGAGAAUCGCAGUGAUCUAGAAAAUGCUUUUGUAGUUCCUUUAUCAAAAAGAAAGCUACGAUGUGAUAUUGCAUGCCCACAUUGCAAAUAAAUAAACGUGUCUUAAUAUUAUCCAUAACUUAGUUUGUUGAAAUCAUAUAACAUGUUUAUUAAUCAUCUGACGAUACAAAAAUGAAUGCAACUAGGCCAAUCUCUCGCGUUUAACCACGUUUUGCACGAACUCAUAUGUGAUAUGAUUGUGUAAGCUUUAAUUGAUACAAUACAUGUGUAAAUCAGUUCAGUCGAGUUUUGACAAUUGGUUGAUUAACACUAUCUAUUCGUGUAUACUAAAGCUUAAAUGGUUGGGAAAAGGUCUCCUUUCACUGACCAAUAACUGUCCUAUUUUAAUUUUACGGACGGUGUCGACUAACGGACAGUCAAUAGAGGAGGACUAAAAUGGGGACAAUAUCUGAAAUCAAAGUGUUUGUAUUCAUAUUAAGGACAUCAAACUAAAAUUAAACUUUCAUGCCAUGUAUGUUUUGAUUAAACCCUGUGUACUGUACGGUAGAAUACAGACACUAUUAGAUUUAUAUGGUAUACGGCAAUUUAUGUAUCAAUAAUAUAUUCCUUCAUACACACCGUCACCAAAGA
This is a messenger RNA of Ruditapes philippinarum (Manila clam), 2736 nucleotides long. RefSeq lists its product as uncharacterized. The record is from RefSeq and is a predicted model, not a curated record. Gene Ontology annotation, molecular function: protein binding. Bases 224 to 2197 code for a protein of 657 amino acids. The transcript is spliced from 4 exons. Lineage: Eukaryota; Metazoa; Mollusca; Bivalvia; Venerida; Veneridae.